Messenger RNA from Cladocopium goreaui, 1453 nucleotides. NCBI's taxonomy places the organism in Eukaryota, Dinophyceae, Suessiales, Symbiodiniaceae. The record is from the annotation of a GenBank genome assembly.
AGUUUCGAGGUUCGCAGCUUUGCCACAAGAGUUAUUGAAUUAUUGCAUUCUUUCGAACUGUACUUGCCAUGUCUGGCGGUUAUUCAGCCACCGUUCCAGCCACUAUGAAGGCGGCUGUGGUCGAAGAGUUUGGAAAACCGUUGGUGAUCAAGUCGGUUCCAGUUCCAGAACCCGGACAUGGAGAAGUCUUGGUGAAGGUCAUUGCAUCAGGAGUUUGUCAUACGGAUUUGCAUGUCAGAGACGGUGAUUGGCAUGUGAAACCAAAGUUGCCCAUCAUUCCGGGGCAUGAAGGUGCAGGCGUGGUUGUGAAACUGGGCCCCGGAGUCACUACUCUCAAGGUGGGCGAUCGUGUAGGACAUGCUUGGCUACAUGACAGCUGUGGUGGCUGUGACUACUGCCUGGCAGGAUGGGAGACAGUCUGUGGAAACCAGCACCAGACUGGUUUCCUUGCCAAUGGUUGCUUUGCCGAGUACACCAUUGCGGAGGCCAACUAUGUGGGACGCAUCCCGGACAACGUGAGCUUUGCCCAGGCUGCCCCCAUCCUAUGCGCUGGAGUCGCCACCUACAAGGCCCUGAAGGAAACAGAAGCCAAACCUGGACAGUGGGUGGCCAUCAUAGGAGCUUGUGGUGGAUUGGGCCACGUAGGUUGUCAAUACGCCAAGGCCAUGGGCCUGAAGGUUUGUGCAAUUGACUUUGGACCAGAGAAGAAGAGCUACGCUCUCGAAACCUUAGGGUGCGAUGCGUAUGUGGACAUCAAAGACAAGAAAGGUGAGGAAAUUGUUGAUGCUGUGAAGGCUGCGUGCGAUGGUGUGGGAGCGCAUGGCUCAGUGAUUUUGGCACCAGUGCCAGCAGCCUUUCGGCAGGGCGUUGAUAUGCUGCGGCCCAUGGGCACGGCUGUGGGGAUUUCACUGCCUCCAGGUGAUUUCCCUGUUGACAUUUUCUCUUUGAUCCUUCACCGAAAGACCGUGAGAGGCUCCAUUGUGGGGACAAGGAAGGAUUUGAACGAGUGCCUCACUAUUUGUUCAGACGGGAAGAUCGUGUGCACCGUUGAGGAAAGGAAGUUGGAAGAUAUCAACCAAAUCUUUGAUGACAUGGUCCAUGGCAAGAUCAAGGGCCGAUGCGUGCUCCGUGUGGGUCCAGACCCUUAGUACAGUAAGCCUUCGUUUCGACUUCUACAGAGGAUUCACCUGUGGUGAAGCUCUGAUUCAUUGCACGUAUCGCACAGUCGCACAGACGUGUCCCGAAGUAGUGGACCACUGCUUCGUUGUUCCUGUUUUCCACAAAGGCUUUUGCUUUGGUUUCCAUUGGAGCCUACAGAGGUCCAGGUGUAAUACCCGUGGACCUUUGAGUAUUUGUUACAGCCAAUUGCUUGAAGAACGACAGUUGCAUCACAGAGCUGAAGUGACGCAGUGCCAAGUAGUACCAUGGUGGGCCAGGUGGGUGUCCCAGUCAC